AUGGGAAAUUUAUUCACGCGAAAUAAAAAAGUUUCGCCUUUGCAAGAGGGGAUGAAGACAUCCGAAUCGAGAAAAUCGGGUAAUGCUCGAUGGUAUCUAGGUGCGUUAUGCUGCAAGAAGAAUGCAGUCACUCCCUACAUAUCCGCGACUUUAAACAAGAAUCUGACCGCAGAACCAAACAUGGACCUUCAAGUUGAAGCGCUCUGUGAAGCUGAUCUCGAUUCAUCAAGAGAAUUGGCUUUGAUUGAGUCGAGAAAGUUGGAAUUAUCAUCCGUUGAUGCGAAGAUUUCCAAACUUGACUGCGAUGAAGAAUCUACUGUGGUCAGAAAGGGAAUCGUUCUUAAGAGGAAUGAAGAAGGCAAAACACGCGCGGUCGCAUUUGAUGUUGAGUUGCUGGAAGAAGGCAAACUUAAUAGACCUCAGUCAAGCUUAUCAACGGGCCAGCGAGCGAAUGGGCCUAGAAGAUUGAGAAACCGAUUGCCUGAACUACCUGCACUCACUAAAGAAGACAUUCAGAGAAAAUUAACACAAGCUGUGAGCAGAAGGGAUACUCUCAUGAGAGACCGAUCAGAGAGGAUUCGAGAAAGAUCUGCUCUUUCGAAGGAAAUGCUUCAAAGACUGGAGGCAGAGAAGCAGCGUUUGCUUAGAGAGAAAAUCCAGGAAAAGGAGCGAAAAGCUGCAGAGAAGAAGGAAAGGUUGAGUAGGAGAAAGGAAAGAAAGGCUGCUAGAAGAAGCAGAAAGACGGAAAAGGCGAAGACUAAUGCGGUCGAAAGAGAACGACAAAGUUGUGCCAAUGCUGAGCAAGCUCUCAGGACAAAGAUGAGGGUGGCUGAGGAAAAUAAGAAAAAGGUGAUGCAUGCACAAGAACUGAAGCUGAAUGAACACAGAUACAAACAAAUUCAAGCAAAAUUGAAAACGUUGGAAGAUGACAGAAAGCCAACAUUAGAGAGUGCAAAUGAGGGUACUUGCAAUGAGGGAUUUAAAAUCCCUUUGCAUUUGCUAAGCAAAGAAAAGAGACUGAAAGCUAGACAAUCAGAAGGAAAGGUGGAAAAGAUUGAAUGGUCUAAAGAAGAAUCAUCAGAGGAUGAGAUGAACUUUGAAACUUACGUUGACGAAUCAAAGCAUCCAUUUGAAGAGAGCUCAGAGGGUGAAGAGAGCGAAGAGGAUCCCUUUUGGAAUUAA
Rhopilema esculentum is the source of this 1182-nucleotide messenger RNA. The record is from RefSeq and is a predicted model, not a curated record. NCBI's taxonomy places the organism in Eukaryota, Metazoa, Cnidaria, Scyphozoa, Rhizostomeae, Rhizostomatidae.